Molecule: messenger RNA, 2637 nt
Organism: Chaetomium fimeti
Lineage: Eukaryota; Fungi; Ascomycota; Sordariomycetes; Sordariales; Chaetomiaceae
Exons: 7
Coding region: 157-2220 (687 amino acids)
Source: RefSeq, a predicted model, not a curated record
GCCAGGCUAUCUGCCGCCCCGAGUCCGUCAGCUCGGGAAGUUCAAAGUGUCUGCUGAGCAAGUCUUGCAGCUUCAAAAAAGUAGCCUCUCCCCGCACUGAACGAGAGACAGUAAGAUCGCUUUGUUAUUCUCAGUCCCCUCAGUUCUUUCUCGACCAUGGCGUCCACCUUGCACAAAUACCCCGGUAUCGACCUACCGCUGCGGUAUCUCGUCCAGAACGAAGAGGGCGGCGCCGGUAUCGAAUUCUACCGAUGUGGCUCGUUCGAAGCGGCCGCCGGCUCUCUCUCUGAGCUUAUCCAAGUCCGUGAAGUCGCCAUGCUCCUACUUAUGGAUCGCCUCACGGACAAACCCAAUUGGCACAAGAAGGUGUUUGACGAGGCCAUCGUCGCCAAGUGGCGCCAUGAGGCUUUGACGCAAGAUGAAACAACCAUGUACGAGGAGAUCGUGGCCGGAAAAAAUAUCCCAAUGCCGCAGCGGACGAGGAUUAUCAACGAGGCCACGUUUGACUAUUGCAUCGCCGAGCUAAAGUGCAAGGCGGCUUACUUCGAAGAAACCGGUCUUGUCUUCACGCUCAACUCCUCCCAGGGCAGCGCUGAGUACCCCUGCUUUAACACGGCUAUCAAGGCAGACUCCCUCGUAAACAAUGAACUCCAGCAGGGCCUGAAGGCUGCAUUUGAGAAACUCCGCGCCGAGCAGGCCGCCGAGCCCGACUGGCAUCCAGGGAGCAACGAUAUGGUUCAGGAUCUCGUCCACCCUUCCAUGUAUCCUUUCGUUUAUGGCGAGAGUAGGUUCAUCCCAGAAGAGGCCGUCAGGGUGGUUGACGCUGUCGAGAGGUGGUCCGGGAAGGGUGAAACGGUACAAGCGCUGCUGGAAGGAGACGAAGAAGAGGGCGAACUCAUCGACCGGGACUACUGGUCUAAAAAGUAUCAAUGGCUUCCUGCCAACCUAGCCUUCCAGGACGAUGGCUCCGUGCGCUUCACCAGCUACGUCAACAACCUCCACCCCCAAAAGCACACCGAGACUUACAGGCUCCUCGAGAAGCUCAUCGACACCGCCAUUCCCACUUGGGAACAUGUUCUCAGCGGAAAGGCCAUCACGCCGUCUAGUAAUGCCCCGGAACGGUUAGAGCAACCUCCCAGGGUGUACGAAGAGAACGAAGAUGAUGUCUGGGAGAAAUUAGAUCCGGUUGUUAUCGCCGAACACGAGGCGGAAGAUGGUCCCAUCGAUUACUCUGAGCGGGAGCUCCCGUGCGAUGAUGACGAAUGGGAGGAUGACGAGGAGAUGGGCCUGACCGCGGCAGAGGUCAAAGAACAGGAAAUUCAGCGCCUCAAAUGGAAAGAUAUUAGAGAUCCUACGCUCAUGGAACCCUUGGAAUUCGAACCCCACACCUACAAGGUUGAGCAGACACUCCGGGAGCGGUUCAAGGAUACUGGUCUGCAGGUCAUCGUCAAGAUGGCCUCGAUUGAGUUGACCCCUGAGAAUCCCGACUUCCCAAUGGGCGGUUGGCAUAUUGAGGGCCAGAUGAACGAACACAUUGUGGCGACAGCGCUGUAUUAUCUCGACUCGGAAAACGUGACACCAAGCGAGCUGUCCUUUCGCAUGGCUACCAGCUCCCAGCAAGAUGGCCUGCAGUCUCGGGUCGCACAGAAUAUGGACACUCUGUACCAGCGCAUUUACGGCACCAACCUUUCCUGGGGUCCAGGCUCCGAAACCGUUCAGACCUACGGCAGCGUUGCGACGCCCGAGGGGCGGUUGUUGGCAUUCCCGAAUGUUUUCCAACACCGCGUGUCUUCCUUCAGCCUGCAGGACCGCACCAAACCCGGCCACCGCCGUUUCGUAGCUCUGUGGCUCGUCGACCCACUCCGGCGCGUCGUCUCAACCGCCAACGUGCCGCCGCAGCAGUUCAACUGGUGGGCUGAGGCUGUCUUUGGCAACGAGGCCAAGACUGCAGGCGAGAUGCCGCCCGAGGUGUUCCAGCUGCUGCUUGAGAAGGGCGCCGACAAGGCCGUCAAACCGUCCGAGGAACUGCUCCAGAGCAUGAGAAACCGGCUACCGGCCGAGGUCAUGGAGAUGGUGCGGCGAGAGGCCGUACCGGGGGGACUGAUGACUGCCGAACAGGCACGUCAACAUCGGCUCGCGUUGAUGGAGGAAAGAAGUGCUUUUGUGCGCACCAGCGAGAAGAAGGCGUGGAAAAACAGGUACUCCUUCUGCGAGCACUGAUUACCGGUAUCUCUACCGGCUUCUUUUAUGCCUGGACUCCGGUUUCACAUCAUCUUGCGUCUCUUCCAUCUUUUCACAUCAUAGCUGUCUUGAAAUGACUCUCUUCUCCUGUUGCGAUUUCCAUCCUUUUCUCAUUUCAAGCUACCUAAGCACAAAGGCAACCUUGCAAACCCAAGAUUAGAAGAAUAGAACCAAACACACUCGAGCCCUUUGCACUUCCACCCCCUUAUCCUCACCCAAAUACCCUAUCCACUCUCCCAAUCCUCACACCCACUGGUAGACACUCAGACGGUCCGACCCACCACACACCUCGGUCGGCUCCCCAGAGCAAGCCAUCGCACAAUCCGCCUCGAGCGCGAGCGUGCUAUUCGCAUCCAGCCCCGCGCCACAGUAGCACUCGGCACUAUACUCCAGCCC